Molecule: messenger RNA, 4740 nt
Organism: Cotesia congregata
Lineage: Eukaryota; Metazoa; Arthropoda; Insecta; Hymenoptera; Braconidae
Source: the annotation of a GenBank genome assembly
AUGGAUGCGGUAAAGGCAUUUAAUGGAGAGCUGUCUGCUCUCUAUGAUGUCAAGCCGCCGAUAUCCAAGGCUAAGAUGAAUUCACUGACAAGAGGCGCGAUAAAAGCUAUAAAAUUUUACAAACAUGUUGUACAGAGUGUAGAAAAAUUUAUACAAAAAUGUAAGCCAGAGUACAAAGUACCGGGUCUUUAUGUAAUAGACUCUAUUGUGCGGCAGUCUAGGCACCAAUUUGGCGUUGAAAAGGAUGUAUUUGCCCCGAGAUUUGCUAAAAAUAUGCAAACAACAUUUUUGAAUUUAUUAAAAUGCCCACCAGAGGAUAAAAGCAAGGUGAUACGUGUAUUAAAUUUGUGGCAGAAAAAUUCAGUAUUUCAACCUGAAGUUAUUCAACCAUUAUUCGACCUUGCCGAUCCAAAUCAUCCGAUUCACAAAGAGCAAGCGAUUAAUUCUAACGGAGCAUUAAAUACUAGUGGUAAUAAUUUAAGUAAUCUUGGUUCUAUAACUAAAACACCACCGGGUGGUAAAAACACACCUAAAGAUCAAAAAAUGUUCUCUGCUAAGACUAUUGACCCUGCAUGGUUGGCACAGACUAAAUUAGAGACCGCCAAUAUGGUUAAUGCUAAUAAAUUACUCGGUCAGUCGGGUGCUAAUCAAGUUGACGCUUCAUUUUUAGAUCAGCUUCAACAUCUCCAGCAGUUGCUAUUAAAAAAACAAGAAGCAUCUAAUGAUACUCCAAGUUCUGUUAAAUUUGACAAGAAAUUGUUAGACUUUGAUUAUGGAGAAGAGGAAGAUGAUGAUGUAAUGAUGGCAAGUUCACCUGCGGCAGCAGUUACUGCUAGUAAUCAGCACAACGCAGUCACGAGUGGCAAUCUUGAGAGCCUGGGAUUAUUACUGACCAACCCGGAGGUUUUGAGACAGUUACAGACCUUGCAGCAGACUAUGCAAGGUAACGUAGCGACAGCACAGCUUGAAAUGGAAGAAAAAAUGCGGAAACUUCAGCAGAUGAAGCAGCAAGAAGAUGAGUUUGAUAAGCAUCUAGCUCAAACUGUACCGAACCUUCCGUUUGCUUCUGAGUGUGAGCUAAAGCCUUCGGAUGUUCUCAAACCAAGUCAGCACAAUACGUAUAGCAAUGUGUCGAAUUUAAUGCAGCAGGAUAUGAGCCAGCCACCUCCAGGAUAUCCACCGGCAUUUGUUUCUCAAUCAACCUCAGCACUAAGACAGCCAAUCCACUCAAACCAAAAGAGUCCUCUGAUAGACGAGCGACAAGACUCCCAAGAUUAUCAGUCGACGCAGACAAGACGUGACAGCAGCAGCGUAGAAAUUGUUAAUUUAGAUUCUGUCAGGUCUCAGAGCAGAUCUCCAGAACGCUUCCGACGCCACAGUAGGUCCAGGUCGCCUCGUCAUCGUGGUCGAGAUCGGGACCGAGACAGAAAAUCCCGAUCCAGGAGUCGCUCACGGCGACAGAGGUCCCGGUCGCGUGAACGCAAGCGUGAAGAAACUCGCGCUAAGAAUUCUGAGGAAGAGAGAGAAAAAGAACGAGAGCGAAGAAAACGUGGAUUGCCGCCGAUUGAAAGGGAAAAAAUGAGCGUAUGCAGUACUACGCUUUGGGUUGGGCAUUUAUCUAAGCUUGUACAUCAGGAGGAAUUGUCUGAUACGUUUGGCGAGCUUGGUGAUAUUGUUAGCAUUGACUUGAUUUCACCUAGAGGGUGUGCUUUUAUUUGUAUGAACAGGCGACAAGACGCCUAUCGAGCUUUGACGAAACUUAAAAAUCAUAAAAUGCAAGGCAAAGCUAUCACGUUAGCCUGGGCACCUGGGAAAGGUGUUAAAGGCAAAGAAUGGAAGGAUUAUUGGGAAGUUGAGCUGGGUGUUAGUUAUAUUCCUUGGAAUAAGUUGAAUAAUGUCACUGAACAGGAAUUGGAGAUGCUUGAAGAAGGUGGAAUGAUUGAUGAGGACACGCUACCUCCAAGACUGAAAGGUAAACUGAAGCAUUCAGGAUCUAAAGAAGGAAUGCAAGCAAUCCAAGUGCCUCCAAUUGGGGGUGCUCCAAUUCCAACAUUAACAGAUGGAAUUGUUAACGUAAUGCCACCGUCAACAGCGACACAACAGCAACCUAUGAUUGACACAAGUCAGCCACCGCCAAUCAGAGCAACGGCUUCAACUAAUUUGAUGCCACCUACUAGCGCUCAACUAUCAAUGAUGCCACCAGGAUUCCCUAUGACAGGAGUUCCACUCAACAAUGCAGGUAUGCUUGGACCUCCAAUGGGUUUACAAAUGCCGCAUGGUUUAAUGCCAAAUGUACCAAUUGGAGUACCUCCACCAAACAUGCAAGGGCUUUUGGGUCCUCCGGGAAUGAUGCCGUCGAUGCUAACACAACAAGUUAACUCUCCUUUUGGCGCUGGAGUCGGCGUUGGUCUUAUUACUCAAAUUCCACUUCCUGCACCUGCUGCACCAUCAGAUAAAUCAAACUCAACAGGCAUGCCUCACAAUGUACCGCCGAUGGGUGUGCCACCUCCUACGGGAGAAACUAACCUACCAAAUCUUCCAAUGCUUCGUCAACCAUUUAAUGUCGGUCCACCACCACCACCAAUGCAAAUGCCAAUGCAACAGCAGCACUCCGAGGAUAUGGAUGUUGAAAUGGAAGACGUUAUGCCUCCAAGUUCAAUAAAUCCUCCGAAAGAUAAGCCGAACUUGAGUGACCAGUUGCUGGCAGCUAUGAACAAAGCUCCAAAUAUGAAUGACAGAGCAGAUAGUGAGCGAGAGUUCAGAGAUCGGGAUCGAGAUAGAGACCGUGAGAGAAGAGAUCGAGGUGAGCGUGAUAGAGCUGACAGAGAUGGAAAUGACAGUCGGGGACGAGACCGUGGUCGAGGAAGAGACAGAGGUCGUGAUCGAAGACGAGACGGUCGGGAACGCGACCGAGAUGAUCGACGAGAUCGUGAUCGAGAUAUGAGACCUCAUGAUGGUCCGCUGCCGUUGCCAGGUUCGGGCGUUGGACUUCUUCAGGAACCAGACAUGGGUCCCAAAAAAGAUAAAAUGAGCUUGGCUGAUAGAUUACGGCAAUUGGCUGAUGGUACUCUGCCGAUGGACGACAGAAUGGAUCGUGGCAUGCGUGAUCGCAGUGAGCGCAACAUGGAUAACAGAAGCGACAGACCGCCGCCUUUUGAAGACAUCCCUGGUGGUCGUAGACCCGGAGAUGGUCCACCGUCGUUGUUAGACCUUCCGAAGUUCCCGGGUGUACCUGGUGAACGACCAGACUUUGGACCACGUGGCCCAGAUUUUCGAGGGCCUCAAGAUCAUCGCGACUUCCCGCGAGGUGAUCGUGAUCGUCCUGGAUUUGGUCCUCGUGGUGGCGGUCCCAGAGGACCUAUGGACGAAUUUCCGGAUCACAGAAUGCACGCUGGACGUUUUCCGGAUGAGUUUGAGCGACAUGGAGGUCCUCGACCGAAUGACUUUGAUCACCGCCUAGGUAUGGGAAGAGAUACGGACUUUGAACGUGCUGAGCACCGUGGCCGGCAUCCAGAUGAGUACGAUCCAGAUAGACUUGAGUUUGACAGACGGCCAAGAGACGGAUUUGAUCCGCGAAUGCCAGAUGGAUUCGACGCCCGAGCUCAUCCGGACCAUCCAGAUUUUGAUCCGAGAAGAAGAGAUUUCUUUGGGCACAUGGAACCUGGAUUUGGCCCUCCGAUGGGUCCUCGAGGUCCCAGAGGUCCAAUGGGUCCUGAUGGAUUCGGAUCGAGACCCGGAAUGGGUCCGCGAGGUCAUGGUCCUCCGAUUUUCCAUCGGGGAAUGGGACCAAGAGGAAUGAGGCCAGGCAUGCGACCACCAUUUGGUCCACGAGGUCCAUUUGACCCUCGUGAAGGCGAAGCUUUCUUCAGAGGACCAUUUGACGACAACCGUGGUCCACCGUCUUCCCACUUGAGACCACCACCUUUCGGUGGACCACCAGGACCUCCACUUCCAGAUCCUUGGAGAAAUCCAGACGCUGUGCCUCCACCAUUGCCGCCCGUCUGGGCUAGUAUGGAAAGCAACAAUGGACAUGAGCCAGAUGAACACACUCGUGAAAAUCAUGUUAACCAGCGCGAUAAUAAAGGUCAUAUGAGUCGUGACAAGCAUCAAGAACGUGACCGUGAUCGUGAUCGUGAUCGUGAUCGUGAUCGUGAUAGCAGAAAUUCGAGAAACAGAAAAUCUAGAUGGGGAAAUGCUAGUCCACUGCCACAAGAACAAUCUGAAGCUGCAAGAUCUGAUCAAGAUUCUGGAGAAAAGAAAAUAUUUGACGAAAAUCGUACUGUUGACAAUGAUAAUUCAAAGGGAGCUGACGAACAUCGUGAUCAAUCGACGAUAAACGAAUCAUCGAGUGAAUUACAACAACCUAAGGGAGAUGUUGAUAAUAGUCAUGAUAAUCCUGAGAUGAAUCAUGUGCCAACAAUAGAUGAUGCAAAUAAUUUCGAUAUUCCAAGCUUUGACAAACAUGAUGCGCCUGAGAGUCAUGAGUUUGAUGAGCCACCUAAAAAUGUUGAUCGAGCUUACGAGGAAGAACAUUAUCAUCAUCAUCAUCAACAACAGCAGCAGCAGCACCAGCAAGAGCAGCCCGAGCAGUACCAAGAAGUGCAGUCGCAUCAAGAAAAAAUUGAACAACAUCAACAAGAACAACAUCAAUCAUCAGUUGAAGAUGAUAACACAUCAAAACCCAUGGAGAUUCAAAAUGAAAGUGAUGCGCCGGUGAUAGCUUCGGAAGAAACGUUGUAA